Mya arenaria is the source of this 2459-nucleotide messenger RNA. RefSeq names its product penicillin-binding protein 4-like. The transcript has 8 exons. The record is from RefSeq and is a predicted model, not a curated record. Lineage: Eukaryota; Metazoa; Mollusca; Bivalvia; Myida; Myidae. Bases 389 to 2086 code for a protein of 565 amino acids.
UCUCGUUUGUUUGUUUGUUUGUUAGGUAUUCGAUACUCAUCAUUGACUGUAUUUAAAGUAUAACCAAUAUACAGUAUGUGCAUCACUCAGACUUAAACAAAAUAUUAAUCUGAAGUAGCCUCAAUUAUAGAGACUGCAUCCUAGACAACAUCCUGUACUUCGCAUUUAGUUAUAACGUAUAACUUAACAACUAAAGCAUAUUUAAAUAUUUAUUAGAGUUGGAAAGUUUAACGAAGAAGUUGUUUAUAUUGACUGUUGUAAAACGUAAGUCUUAAAACUAAAUCACGUGAAAAUAAAAUGAAGCAAUACAAUAAAUAAGCUACAGCUGGAUUUUUGACACUCAAGUUACAAAUACUUAGUUAACUUAACUAUAGUUAACUACUUAACUAUGCGGUACGUUCUCCGUUUUUUUGUUGCCACCCUCGUGUUAACCAGUGCACGUGAUGAAGUGUUUGUCGGUGAAACGGAACAAGACGUUGUGAAAGUUAUACAGGCAACGUUAGAAUGCCGUCACGUUCCGGGUAUGACGGUCGGCAUCUUCAAAGAAAACGAUACAUGGACACGAGGGUUUGGGACGGCUGAUUUAAAGAGCGGCCGGCCUGUUGACGAAGAUACGUUGUUCAACAUUGGUUCUGUAACCAAGUCAUUUACCAUGGCUCUACUGGCGAUCAUGCUAAAGGAGAACAAAUUACAGUGGACGGCGAAGAUAUCCGAUAUUCUUGGCUCAGAGUAUGGGUUCAUUGACGACUAUAGGACACGGGAGACAACUCUUCGAGACCUUUUGUCACAUAGAACAGGCCUGGCCAGCCCCGACAUAGGGUUCAUGGCUGGGUUCCCAUCAUCUAUAUCGAGGGAAGACUUGUGCAAACGUAUUAGGUAUCUCCCAGAGCAAAUCCCUUUCAGGGACUCCUUCAUCUACAACAAUUACAUGUACAUGUUACUUGGCCAUGUGGCAGAAAAGUUAGGUGGAGACACGUGGGAAAAUCUUGUGUCGUCACGAAUUUUCAUUCCCCUUGGAAUGAAGUCAACUAAAAUACUGAAAAAGACAUCAGACGUUCUUUCAAGUGAUAUGGCUCAUCCGUACAUAUACAAGGACGACAUGUUUGAAAACUCAACUUUAGAUAUUUAUGAACUGCACCCGGCGGAACCAGCAGGAGCAAUACUGUCGUCUGCGGAGGACAUGGUGCGCUAUUUUCAAUUUGUCCUGAAUAAUGGGAAUACAACGACUGGGGACCAACUGACCGACCCAAAGCUCUUCAGUGAAGCUUUCUCAGCUGCCAUUCCAGUGAACAGAGAGAAGGUCACCGUGUCCAAACCCACAUUCCCCAUAUCUGACGUGCAAGUCGGAUAUGGAUCCGCAUGGUUCGAGAGUAGCUACGAUGGUUAUCGAGCGGUUUGGCACAGUGGAGCAUUGUGGUCUUACAUAACGCUGGUCUGGUUGUUCCCGGAGACAAAUAUAGGGAUAUUUAUUAGUACAAAUGGAGGCAUGUUCAAGGAUUACCAGUCCAAAUCGUUGACGACAACCAUGUACUUUCUGGCAGACAUAUUAUUGGACAAAGAACCAUGGCUGAACUCAUCAACUGCCUGCUCCUUCCCCUUACCUUGGAAAGAAGUUAAUGAGACAGAUCCGAGGUUGACGGAAAUUCCUGCUUUUUUACCGGACAUUUCCGAGUAUGCCGGGAUCUACGGAAAUGAGUUUCAACCUGAUUUCAUAUUAACUGUGAGUGGAAGUUCUCAAACGCAGCUUAACUUCGAAUCGGGAAUAAUCGGGGGAAAUCUCUAUUCAACCCAAGACAAAGAACGCUUCUUGAUGGAGAUAACAUACCCAUGGGAAUUUUACGUUCCGCUUACUGACCAUAACAACGUUACGACAAAAACAAACGUAACUUUUGUUCGCGAAGUUGGAACAGUGACAUCAAUGAUACUAAACUUUGGUACCAAUAUUACAUAUACAAAAGAUGUUUCCAUCUUAGAUGUUAUAUCUCGAAACACUAACGGAAGUUGUAGGUUAUUUAGCGCAGCUUGGUUGAUAGUAUAUCUGUUAGCUACGUGCGUUGUAUGGCUAAAAUAUAAUCAACGCAUUUAAAAACACAAACGAUUUAUAGAAACAUGAUAAAUGCGUUGUUGAUGUGCUUUCAACUGUAACGAUACAACACUGCGUCUUGAUAUGAAGAAUCAAUUUAGUUUGCGUUUAAAGCAAGAUCAGCUCUAAAUGGUGACAGUCAAGAAAGAUUUUCAUAGCGAGCUUAUAACUGUCCAAGACUUCAAAAUAAGAAAUUUUAACGGAUUUAUAAUAUUUUUUGGUAUGCAAAGAUAACUUUUGUAUUGAAAAUGGCCGAGAACCGGUCUUCUAAGACAUUUGAACAUGUAUUUCAAGGAAAGAUUGACCAUCCUUUAAUAUAUAAAAACAUAUAUGUCAAACAUAAUAAUUUGUAAUUUCAGUAAACUAAUCAAUUUCA